AUGUCGGACGAAGAAGACUAUGAUAUUGCAGGAACACUUGCGUUAGCAGGAUCUGACUCAGAACCUGAAUCAGAUUUAAAUUCCGAUAAUGAAGAAGUACAGGAUGAAAUAGUCUCUGAUGAAGAUGAUACCAAGCAUAAACCAAAUAAGAAACAGAAAUUAGAGAAAGGUAAAUCGAAGCAAACAUUCCCAUCGUUAGAGUUAUCAGAUGAUGAAGCUGAGAAUGAAUCGAAGGAUAUGGCGUCCUAUUUCGUAGCAAAUAAUCCGCAAGCUAAAAAAGCUAAGAAUGGUUCAUUUCCGUCAUUUGGGUUUUCUAAAUUUUUGUUAACGAACAUAUCCAAAAAAGGGUUUAAACAGCCUACGCCUAUUCAGAGAAAAACAAUUCCGUUGAUUAUGGAAAACAGGGAUGUAGUUGGUAUGGCUAGAACGGGUUCUGGUAAAACAGCAGCCUUUACUUUGCCAUUAGUUGAGAAAUUGAAAAGUCACAGUCCAAGAGUUGGUGUCCGUGCUAUUAUUUUAUCGCCUUCAAGAGAAUUAGCAUCGCAGACAUUUAAACAAGUUAAGGAAUUUAGUAAAGGUACUGAUUUAAGAUCUAUUGUCUUGAUUGGUGGUGAUUCUUUAGAAGAACAGUUUUCUUCUAUGAUGACCAACCCAGAUGUCAUAGUGGCUACUCCUGGUCGUUUCUUACAUUUAAAGGUUGAAAUGGAAUUGGAAUUAAAAACAGUAGAGUAUAUUGUUUUUGAUGAAGCCGAUAGAUUAUUUGAAAUGGGUUUCGCAGAACAAUUGAAUGAAUUAAUUGCUGCAUUACCGUCAUCUAGACAAUCCCUUUUAUUCUCUGCUACCUUACCAAGAUCUUUGAUUGAUUUCGCUAAGGCUGGUUUAACUAACCCGGUUUUGGUCAGAUUGGAUGCUGAAACUAAGAUUUCUGAUCAAUUGCAAAUGGCCUUCUUCUCGAUCAAAAAUAAUGAGAGAGAGGCAAGUUUGUUAUACGUUUUGCAGGAAGUUAUCAAGUUACCAUUAGCAUCACCUGAAGAAGUUAAAAGAUAUUCUGACAUGGAGAAGAGAGAUAAUGGAUCUGAAGACGAAGCUGAAGACGAAAACAAUAAUAAGAAAAAGAGGUUUAAGUUUAAAAAAGAAAGAUUGCCUCCAGCUAAUAUGUUACCAUCGAAGCAUUCUACAAUUAUUUUCGUGCCAACUAAACAUCAUGUAGAAUAUGUGACCACGUUAUUGAAAGAUGCUGGAUACUUGGUAUCUUAUAUUUAUGGUACCCUUGAUCAGCAUGCGAGAAAACAACAAUUAUAUCAAUUUCGUAUUGGAAUGACUAGUUUGUUAGUAGUUACUGAUGUUGCUGCUCGUGGUAUUGAUAUUCCAAUUUUAGCUAACGUUGUUAAUUAUACAUUACCUGGUUCAUCUAAGAUUUUUAUCCAUCGUGUUGGUAGAACAGCAAGAGCAGGUAAUUCAGGUUGGGCAUAUUCUAUUGUGAAUGAAAAAGAAUUACCGUACUUAUUGGAUCUAGAAUUAUUUUUGGGUAGGAAAGUGUUAUUAACGUCCAUGCAUGAAAAGAAAUGUGAAAUGUUGAAAACUAAACAAUCAUCGAACUACGUAGAACCAAAAGUAUCUUAUACAGAUAGAUUGGUUCUUGGAUCAAUCCCCAGAGUUGACAUUGAAACUUUUCAAGAGUUAUAUGAAAAUAUAUUAAGGAACCAUUAUGAGUUAAGCGUUGUUAAAGGUGUCGCAACUAAAGGUGAGAAAUUAUAUUACCGUACAAGACAGUCAGCAUCCCAAGAGUCGUUGAAAAGAUCAAAGGAAAUUUUGCUGACUGGUAACUGGGAUGAUCAGCAUUUGCUAUUUGGGCCUAAUUUAGAGAAAGAAAAGGAAAAAUUCUUAACUCAACUUUUAAAUAGAAAGUCUAAAGAGACUGUUUUUGAGUUCAACAAAAAAGGUAACGAUAGAGAUGAGGAUAGUUUAGUCGAGUUUAUGCAUAAAAGAAGAAAGCAAAUUGCACCUAUUCAAAGAAGAGCCAAAGAGAAAAGAGAAUUGUUAGAAAAAGAAAGAAUGGCAGGUUUGACUCACGGUAUUGAAAAUGAAAUCUUGAAAAAUGAUGGUGAAAUCGGCUAUUCAGGAAUAACUAUUGAAGCAGAUGAAGAGGAAUUACAAGAUGCUUUUGAAGAUGCGGAUGAGUUAAUCGAGAAAAAGAAGAUUGAAAAGAAAAAGAGUUUCAGAGAUCCCCAAUAUUUCCUUUCACACUAUGCUCCAGCGGCUGUUAUUCAAGAUCAACAAUUAUCGUUAUCAUCAUCAUUUGCAAAUGAUGCAGCAAAGGCAACAUUUGAUUUAGAUAAUGAUGAAAAAUUGAACGCUAACAAACAGGUCAUGCAAUGGGAUAGAAAAAAGGGAAAUUAUGUCAACGCACACUCAACUGAUAAGAAAUUUAUUAUUGGUGAAAGUGGUCAAAAGAUUCCAGCGACAUACAGAUCUGGUAGAUUUGACGAUUGGAAGAAGCAAAGAAACUUAAAACCAACUAAGACAGGUGCAAUGGAAGCGAAUGCCACAAAUGGCAAUGAUAGAAGGUUUAAGCAUAAGAAAGUUGCAUCUCCAAAGUUACCUGAUAAGUUUAGAGAUGAUUACCAUAAGCAAAAAGAAAAGGUUAAGAAGGCUGUUGAUUCGGGAUUAAAAGUUAAAGGCUAUAACAAACCAGGCCAGAAACAAGAGCUUAGAUCAACCGAAGAUAUUAGAAAGGCGAGAGAAGCUAAAGAUAAGAAGAAGCAGAAGAAUGCUCGUCCAAGCAGAAAGCGUAAAUAG
Molecule: messenger RNA, 2799 nt
Organism: Debaryomyces hansenii CBS767
Lineage: Eukaryota; Fungi; Ascomycota; Pichiomycetes; Serinales; Debaryomycetaceae
Product: putative ATP-dependent RNA helicase
Exons: 1
Coding region: 1-2799 (932 amino acids)
Cellular component (GO): nucleus
Molecular function (GO): RNA binding; RNA helicase activity; ATP binding
Source: RefSeq, a predicted model, not a curated record